Messenger RNA from Portunus trituberculatus (swimming crab), 1792 nucleotides. It is a transcript of the gene DNApol-alpha73, whose product is annotated as DNA polymerase alpha subunit B-like. The record is from RefSeq and is a predicted model, not a curated record. Gene Ontology annotation, cellular component: alpha DNA polymerase:primase complex. Gene Ontology annotation, molecular function: DNA binding. The transcript has 9 exons. Lineage: Eukaryota; Metazoa; Arthropoda; Malacostraca; Decapoda; Portunidae. Gene Ontology annotation, biological process: DNA replication; DNA replication initiation. Bases 214 to 1389 code for a protein of 391 amino acids.
CAGUACUAUUGUUUGUUUACUAUUUACUACCUAGGCUCCGAUCCAUUCGAUCCGCGUAUAGGUCCUGAAAACAGGUAAAUUACCAACUGGAAUUGUUUAUUGGUACACGUAGUGUUCACAGUGCACGAUGCACGUGUGAGAGGCGGGAGGUGAUAGGUUGAGGUGGCAAGAAGUGGUGAUCGUGGUGACGGCAGUGCGCGGGAAAACCGAGCCAUGGCAGGCAGGGAGGAAGGGUCGGCGCCAGACAUCAAGGAGGUUAUAGAUGAGUUCAGCACCUUCGGGGCCACUCUCUCUCACGAAGCAGCUAACCAGUGUUUAGUGUUAUGCAAGCAGUAUGGUAUUGAUGGAGAGCAAUUGGCAGUUUUGUGGCUUACCUUCGCCAACACACAUGGCUAUGAUGCCGUCACCUUGGAGGGCCUGGAACACCUGGACCGUGUGGAACAGAACUCGUCACGGAAGAAAGCUGCUGCGGAAGCUGCUAAUGCUGCAACUUUCAACAGAUUGAAUGCCAGUUUGGACAAUGGCUGUCUCUCCCGUCCCGAAGAUGAAGACGAUGAAGAUAUCCUGGAGGCGUAUGGCGGUAGCGGCAGCGGUAUCAAGGGCUACAGGGACUCGUGCAAGGACAUCAUUAUCUAUGCAGGGGACAUGAUGAUGGCGGACAUACUGACUACUAAUGAAAUACAAUUAACAGGUCCAGUUCAGUUAGUAGUGGCAAGUGGACCCUUUACCACAAACAGCAACUUGCUCUAUGAACCUCUCACCGACUUCUUGACUGCUGUGCGCAACAACCCACCUCAUGUGCUUGUCCUGUUGGGUCCAUUCCUUGAUGCUGGCCAUCCACUUGUGGUUGGUAAUGAUUUAGGAGAAUCCUAUGAUGCUGUGUUUAAUCGUUGCCUUCGAAUAAUUUCCACAACACUACAGAGGAGAGCUAAUUUCGAGGGCUUAAGGGAUUAUUUAAAAGGUGCUUGGCAGGAGAAAGGCAGAUAUAGUCAGGUAGAAGGAAGGGAGGAGCAGAGAAGGGCCACUGAUAUUCUGUUCCAUCUUGGCAAAGAAGAAAUCUCCUCAGCAUCUCAUGAUCGUUUGGUGAGGCUUACUCGUCACAUUUUAAAGCAGCGCAGCUUAUAUCCCUUGUAUCCACCUCACGAGAGCAUGUGUGUGGUCAUGGAACAACUGGAAAACUAUGUGCAUUUGCCUUACAAACCACAUCUCCUUGUGAUUCCAUCAGAUCUUCGCUAUUUUGCUAAGGAAGUGGAAGACUGUGUUGUUGUAAAUCCAGAGCAUCUAGCAAAAGGUCUUAUUGGAGGGACCUAUGCAAGAAUAGAAUUACAUCCUCCUUCCAGUGAUAAAAGAAUGGCAAACUCCAUCAAUGUAAACGUCAUAAAAGUUUGACUUUUUUUCUACACAAAAUGAUAUAUAUGUAAAGGUACUAUCUGCACAAGUACCUUUUUAACAUUAGUAGCAGUUUACUUUUAUUUGCAGUUUUUUUUUCUUCCACAUUAUUAUUUGCUGGUAUACUUAGUGUUAAGUUUUUUACUUGUCUACAUUUAUUUCUAUUACAUGCAGCACUAAGCAAGAAAGGUUAAUUAAUACAAGACCUACAGUAUUACAUUUAUAGAAAACCUACAUAUAUAUGUUAUGUACAUUUAUAUACACCAGCACAUACUUUAAUUUGCAGGUUUUGAAAUACAUAAUUUCAUUAAAUGAUCUUUUAACCAAGGUAGACUUCCAUAUAUUUUAUACACAGUGUAAAGAUUUUUUUGUUAUCCUUUUUAGAAUAAAGAUUCUAAUUUCU